CCCUAGUCCAAUCCAAGUCUCCCCUCAGCUCUCUUCUUCUUCUUCUUCUUCGAAUCAUCACAUUCUUGCCGUGACCAAACUGAAACCGCUUCUUGCCGUUUCGCCGUUUCGCCGUUUUCUCAUCACGCUUUUCGUUCCUCGAAGAUCAUCCGAGUUCGUUGGCCCAGCUGCUUUGGACUUCUCGCGUGACUCGCCUGCAGAUCUUCAUCCUUAUGAGUUCCUUUUUCCAUGCAUUUGUAGUCAGAAGCUUGUAAAUAAGAUGGGAAUCCUUUCACGCAGUGCGGUUAGUAGAAAACCGAAUGAGACUAUGAGGCUUAUUGUGACAACUUUUGUAGGAGUAGUUUUUGGAUUCUUGAUAGGUGUAUCCUUUCCAACAUUGUCAUUAACAAAGCUGAAUCUCUCAUCCAGCCUUCUUCCAUCAGUUGAUCUAUCAUACAAUGACAAUGGGAAAUCAAGUGUCUCAGAUUUUUAUUCUUAUGUGAAGAAAAAUAGUAGCUCUUCUCAAUCUCAGAGAGUAAAUGAUACAUCUAAGAUUUGGGUGCCCACAAAUCCUAGAGGUGCAGAAAUGCUACCCCCAGGAAUUGUUGAAGCUGAGUCGGAUUUCUACUUGCGCAGAUUAUGGGGCAAGCCUAGUGAGGACUUAACAACCAAACCUAGGUACCUUGUGACAUUCACUGUGGGUAUCAAUCAGAAAAAGAAUAUUGAUGCAGCUGUGAAAAAGUUUUCAGAGGACUUCACGAUUCUUCUUUUCCAUUACGAUGGGAUAACAACUGAAUGGGAUGACCUGGAGUGGUCUAAGCGGGCUAUACAUGUUAGUGUUCGCAAGCAAACUAAAUGGUGGUAUGCCAAGCGAUUUUUGCAUCCUGACAUUGUGGCCCCUUACGAUUACAUAUUUAUCUGGGAUGAAGACCUCGGAGUUGAGCAUUUUAAUGCUGAAGAAUACAUAAAGCUAGUCAGGAAGCAUGGUUUGGAAAUUUCACAGCCUGGUUUAGAACCUAACAAAGGAUUGACAUGGCAGAUGACAAAGAGAAGAGGUGACCGUGAAGUUCACAAACAAACACAGGAGAAACCAGGCUGGUGCACUGACCCACAUCUGCCACCAUGUGCAGCGUUUGUUGAGAUCAUGGCUCCUGUAUUUUCCCGAAGCGCCUGGCGCUGUGUGUGGCAUAUGAUUCAGAAUGACUUGGUCCAUGGGUGGGGUCUCGACUUUGCCCUUAGAAAAUGUGUAGAGCCUGCCCAUGAGAAGAUAGGAGUUGUAGAUUCUCAGUGGAUUGUUCAUCAAACUGUUCCAUCACUUGGUAAUCAGGGUGAAUCACAAAACGGAAAGGCACCAUGGCAAGGGGUGAGGGAAAGGUGCAGAAAGGAAUGGACAAUGUUUCAGAUGAGGGUCGCAAAUGCAGAAAGUGCGUAUUUUAACGCAAUGGAGACGUAUAACUCGACAAACUCUCACUAGGGAGCACCAAUGAUACGCGACUGUACACAUUCAUGACCUCUGUUGUGCUUAGAACUUUACAUAUAUUAGUAAAAGUCCGUUACAAGUUAUGUCAUUCAUUAAUUGAUUCUAAACACAAACAUGAGGCAAACCCUUUUAGAACUUCAGUAGAUAGAAAGAUCUGCUAUGAUCGAGUGUAAAAUGUUUUACUAUAAUCAUUAUCACUACUGUAUUGAGCUGCUAUGGCUUGUUAAGCAUAACAAAGAAGACCGAGCAAUCUAGUAUUGAGAGAAGGUGUUUUCGCCAUUUUCCGGAAAAACAUGAGUUUUCUUCGGGCUUCA
Messenger RNA from Fragaria vesca subsp. vesca, 1773 nucleotides. RefSeq lists its product as uncharacterized. NCBI's taxonomy places the organism in Eukaryota, Viridiplantae, Streptophyta, Magnoliopsida, Rosales, Rosaceae. The transcript has 15 exons. The record is from RefSeq and is a predicted model, not a curated record. The coding region runs from base 260 to 1453 and encodes 397 amino acids.